This is a messenger RNA of Daldinia loculata, 610 nucleotides long. RefSeq lists its product as uncharacterized. The coding region runs from base 303 to 527 and encodes 74 amino acids. NCBI's taxonomy places the organism in Eukaryota, Fungi, Ascomycota, Sordariomycetes, Xylariales, Hypoxylaceae. The transcript has 2 exons. The record is from RefSeq and is a predicted model, not a curated record.
AGAUACUAAACCCGUCCUUCCACAAUAGGUACCUACAUUAGGUACCUACCUCCUAAGUUAUGUACCUGUUAACUAGUUAACUGCAUUCUUCCAAGUUUCCAAUUCUUUGAACCCAAGACCUAAGAUGGACUGACGUUUACGCUCACCAAAUCUAUAUUAUUUCCCUUCCGAGUCUAUACCAUCUAUUGUUUAUAGUAUUCUUUACAAAGUAUCCCAUUUGCCGGAACGCAUCGCACCUAAGCAUAUGGGAACAUACAGCAUACAGUUCAGGGUCACAACCAAAGAUUACCUAGUUAUCGUGCAUGUAUUGCACCCCAUUGCAACUUUUAUUGCACCUAUUACACGCACGGGUUGCAGGAUUCAAUCCAAGUGCGAAGCUCGCAUCUCAUCUGCGUACCGCAGUCCAAUCCCGUCCUUCGGCCGCCUUAUUGUCACCUACCAUAGCGGAAAUGGGGGGUUUCAGAGAACGGUCAUUUAUGGGGAACGGUUCUCUAUUAAGAAACAGUUCCCUGUUUCCAGGCCUUUAAUUGGUCCAAAUCCGGAAAUAAUGGGCCCAAACUUUAAUUUUUUAGACCCAUUUUCUAACCGCUGUUCGAUACGUAUAAAACCG